Molecule: messenger RNA, 1924 nt
Organism: Mangifera indica (mango)
Lineage: Eukaryota; Viridiplantae; Streptophyta; Magnoliopsida; Sapindales; Anacardiaceae
Product: protein NRT1/ PTR FAMILY 5.10-like
Exons: 3
Coding region: 84-1784 (566 amino acids)
Biological process (GO): transmembrane transport; dipeptide transport
Cellular component (GO): membrane
Molecular function (GO): tripeptide transmembrane transporter activity; dipeptide transmembrane transporter activity
Source: RefSeq, a predicted model, not a curated record
UAAAAUAAAUCCUAAUACUAGUACUUGUACAUUUGUUCAACGAAGUCCGCACAAUAACUUAGAAAACGAAACCAAAAAGAAAUAUGACCAUCUCCCAUCGUUCUCACUGUACAGAAACUCCUCUCCUACAAGGCACUGUAGAUGGUUGCGUUGACUACAAAGGAUGUCCAGUUUACAGAACAAACUCUGGUGGGUGGAGAUCUGCAUACUUCAUUAUUGGUGUUGAAAUGGCUGAGAGGUUCGCUUAUUAUGGAAUUAGCUCCAACCUUAUUACCUAUUUGACGGGGCCAUUGGCUCAGUCCACAGCCACUGCGGCGGAGAACGUCAACAUCUGGUCAGGCACGGCGAUGCUGCUCCCUCUUUUAGGAGCAUUUGUCGCUGAUUCUUUUCUUGGCCGUCACCGGACAAUAUUUAUUGCUUCUGUUAUAUACAUCUUGGGUCUGGGAUUGUUGACUUUAUCGGCUAUGUUACCCUCUGUCAGUAGUGCUGAUUGCCUAAACACAAAUAAAAUAACUUUAUGUAAUUCUGCAAAUAAGUUCCAAGUGAUGUUGUUCUUCUUCUCUCUAUAUCUAGUAGCAAUUGGACAAGCUGGGCACAAGCCUUGUGUCCAGGCUUUUGGUGCAGAUCAAUUUGAUGAAAAAGACCCUGUGGAGUUUAAAUUGAAAGGUUCAUUUUUCAAUUGGUGGUAUUUUGGGUUAUGUUCUGCCACCUUGUUUGCCUAUUUGAUCUUAUUCUACAUCCAAGAAAAACUUAAUUGGGCUCUUGGAUUCGGAAUCCCUUGUAUUUCAAUGGGAUCUGCGUUGCUUGUUUUCUUGCUUGGAACUCCAACUUAUCGCUAUAGCAUAAAAGGGAAUGAGAAAAGUCCCUUUUUAAGAAUUGGUCAAGUCUUUGUUGUUGCAAUUAAGAACUGGAGGCGUACUACGCCUGCUUCUGCUCUUGAUGAUGAAGAACAGAAUGCUCAUACAGAGUCGCCUUAUGAAAAUUUUGACGAAUACAAGUUCCUCAAUAAAGCUUUACUUCCACCAGAAGAUUCAGACGAAUAUGGAAGCGCGUGUAGUGUUAAACAAGUUAAAGAAGCCAAAGCCUGUCUGAGGCUUGUUCCGAUAUGGAUUACAAACUUGGUUUAUGCCAUCGUGUACGCACAAUCUUCAACUUUCUUUACGAAGCAAGGAGCUAUCAUGGACAGAUGGGUUGCCUCCGAUUUCGAAAUACCAGCUGCUUCACUUCGAUCAUUCCUCUGCCUUGCUAUUGUUCUCACCAUUCCCAUUUAUGACCGUGUUCUUGUUCCUAUAGCAGGAUACUUCACUGGGAAACCUGGUGGCAUUACAAUGCUUCAGAGAAUUGGAACUGGAAUGUUUUUAUCUGUGUUAUCCAUGGUGAUUGCAGCUUUGGUUGAGAUGAAGAGGCUCAAAACUGCUGAAGAGACAGUUGGAAUGAGUGUGUGUUGGUUGAUUCCUCAAUAUGUAGUAAGUGGUGUUUCAGAGGCUUUCACAAUGGUUGGUCUUCAAGAAUUUUUUUAUGAUCAAGUUCCAAAUGAAUUAAGGAGUGUUGGACUGUCUUUAUAUCUGAGUAUAUUUGGUGUUGGGAGCUUUCUUAGCAGCUUUAUGAUAUCUGUGAUUGAGAGAGCAACGGGUGGAGAUGGCCAUGAAAGUUGGUUUGCUAAUGAUCUCAACAAGGGACAUCUUGACUACUUUUACUGGCUUCUUGCCGGACUCACUUCUGCUGGAUUGCUAGCUUACAUGUAUUUUGCAAAAUCCUAUAUUUAUAAUACUAAGGCAAGUUAGUUUUCAAAUAAACCAUUAUGUAAAGUACAGCUUGUUUAACAAGAGAAAAUUGUUUGUAAGUAUGAAUCAUAAAUUCUAGAUUUGUGAUAUAAAUAAAUACAUGCUCAAUUUUUGUAAGCGGUGGGGCAUUUUACCGUUGA